AUGCAGCGGGCAACAGUGAGUGGACAAAUUCAUCCAGGCCGGACAGCGCUCAGUCACGAUUCGCCUAUCACAGAUAGUGCGGGUUUGCCGGCCGCUGCAGAAACAAUUCUCUACAACUCGCUCGUCCUUGCAUCGAGUCCGACGUUCGCAAAGUACAUCCUCCUUGUGGACAACCAUGGGCUAGGGAAGGAGACCGCCGAAGGAAGUGAAUAUCGUUCCAAGCUAUACGGGGGGUUAGCUGGAAUCCAGAGUGUUGGUCACGCCAAUGUCGGCUUCAUUGACUUCGGGGAACUCUGGAAUGCUGUGCUCAACGGGUCUCCCGGCUAUCACCAAUUCGGCUACGUGAGCUCCGGUGCCUGCACGGAAUCGACGAGCAGCUUGUUCCCGGAGUGUAUCGAUCCGUUCCAGACUUUCUACUGGAUGCCAGAAUAUCCUUCCGCGCAGACACAUCGAAUCAUGGCGACCUUUGCUGAAGAAGCUCUUACGCAGUGCACAAAUCCCUGA
Molecule: messenger RNA, 504 nt
Organism: Gloeophyllum trabeum ATCC 11539
Lineage: Eukaryota; Fungi; Basidiomycota; Agaricomycetes; Gloeophyllales; Gloeophyllaceae
Exons: 2
Coding region: 1-504 (167 amino acids)
Source: RefSeq, a predicted model, not a curated record